Messenger RNA from Lacerta agilis (Sand lizard), 1013 nucleotides. RefSeq lists its product as uncharacterized. The transcript is spliced from 4 exons. Lineage: Eukaryota; Metazoa; Chordata; Lepidosauria; Squamata; Lacertidae. The coding region runs from base 60 to 662 and encodes 200 amino acids. The record is from RefSeq and is a predicted model, not a curated record.
UAGGCAAGCCUGGGGAGGGAGGUGAGAGAAUGUUAUGAACUGGGGCCCAGAUUAGGACCAUGGAAAAACCACGCCUGGAAGUUGUGGUGAGACCCACAGAAGAAGACCUUUGUCAGAAACGCCCAGCGCCGGCCUCUGAGGAAGAACAACCUGUUUAUAAAAGACUACGGAUGGAUUCGCCAAUUUAUCCAGUCGAGUCAGAGGCCUCUCUACCACCAGAGAGGACCUGCCCCACAGCGCCCCCUCCAGCCUGCUCCACAGCUCUGCCUUUGUCCACACACCAGUGCAAGAAACCUUCACGCAGGCCUGCUUAUCAUCCCUUUGAUUUCACCUCAGACGAGCUGGACCCUGCCUAUGAGUGGCCAAGGGAAUCUUCUUCUGCAAGGAAAAGUGGUGCAGAUGUGAUCCCUCUCCUCCGAAGCACUCUGGGCCAGUUUCCUUUAGGCUUGCGUCUGGAUAAGCUGGAGGCCCUGGUGUGGAAGGAGCACAAGGUCAAGCUGUGGAAACUGUGUUUGGAUCGAGGCUACAGUGACAGCCUGAAGUUCUUGGAGGUGGUACCUGGGAUCAGGCUCAAACCCUCAGGCAAAGGGACUUUCCGGUGCCUUGUGCAGUUGGACCCAGGAUACAAGAUCCAGGCCCUCAAAGGACUCGUCUGCCUUUAAAAGGGGCACAAGAGCAAAUAUUUUGCUGCCUCAAGCUGCUCUUCCACUAUCAGCAUAGACGAAGCAACCAGAGAAUCUGCACCUUACUGGAAUUUUCCCUUCUCCACAACAACUGAAGAGAUGAGAGCUCUCUUGAAUCUGGAUCCUAGCAACCAUAAUUCACUUCAAUCCAUGCUGAUAAAUUGUUCUAUGAUGCAACAGUAUGUUAUUUUUUCCUUUGUCAAUGAGUCUCAGACAUCUCUUCCCACUUGCUUUAGGACACUGCAGUGGCAGGAACACUAGAGCCUUUGAACAAAUGGUAAUAGUCACAGAUGGACCGGCCUUCAAUAAAUCAUCUGGGUUGUGCCUGUU